CGGAGCCCGAGCCGCGGGGCGGGCGCGAAGAUGCACACGACCCAGAAGGACACGACGUACACCAAGAUCUUCGUGGGAGGGCUGCCCUACCACACCACCGACGCCAGCCUGCGCAAGUACUUCGAGGUCUUCGGAGACAUCGAGGAAGCGGUGGUCAUCACCGACCGGCAGACUGGCAAGUCCCGGGGCUACGGAUUUGUCACCAUGGCUGACCGGGCUGCCGCAGAAAGGGCCUGCAAGGAUCCCAAUCCCAUCAUUGAUGGUAGGAAGGCCAACGUGAAUCUGGCAUACUUGGGAGCAAAACCAAGAAUCAUGCAGCCAGGUUUUGCCUUUGGCGUUCAACAGCUUCACCCGGCUCUUAUACAAAGACCUUUCGGGAUCCCUGCCCACUACGUCUACCCGCAGGCUUUUGUGCAGCCUGGAGUGGUUAUUCCCCACGUCCAGCCCACAGCAGCUGCGGCUUCCACCACGCCGUACAUUGAUUACACUGGAGCUGCCUACGCACAAUACUCGGCGGCGGCAGCUGCAGCCGCAGCAGCCGCUGCCUAUGACCAGUACCCUUACGCAGCAUCCCCAGCGGCUGCAGGCUACGUGACCACUGGGGGCUACAGCUACGCUGUCCAGCAGCCGAUCACCGCUGCUGCACCUGGGACAGCUGCAGCCGCGGCUGCAGCAGCUGCAGCCGCAGCAGCCUUUGGCCAGUACCAGCCUCAACAGCUGCAGACAGACCGAAUGCAGUAGACCAGCCGUCUGAUCCAAGUCAAAGGAUUUCUCUUUCCCUCCCAGUUUCCCAGUUUUUAGUAGAGAAUGUUAACGUUGACUUAAUAGCUUUAAAGGGGGAAAGCAAAGCUAUUGUGAAUCAGAUGCAUUACUUUUUUUCGUACUCCGAGUAGUGCUGCGGAUGAAGAGGGGAGAAUGGGAGGGCGAGAAGCAGUUUUUGAAGUCAAUCCCAAAGAGCCUGAGUUACACAGAAUAGACACUAGGACAUGAUGGCAGGGGUAUCACUGGGACUUCACUUUUGUAUCGGGAUUUUUAUUUUUUGCUCUUUUUAUAGUAUCAGGGAAGCAAACUGCCUUUUCCAAGUUAGAAAAUGCUAUGUGAAUCUAGUUGACCCAGGGAAUAUGGAGUGAGCAAUAUGUAGCUUGAAUUAUGUGUAAAAGUAGAUUUUUAAAGACAGGCAAGAUGGCAGCAGCGCUGGCUGUCCUUUGCUGCAGUCCCCCACAGCCUGCAGAACGCUGUUGAGGCAGGAGGUAGUGUUUGCGUUAUCUCAAAAAUGGGCAUCGAACAAUCAGUUUAGAAGUAUGGCGGCGGCAGCGGCGGGUACAGUGGUAAGCAGGUACCAAAGCUAUUUUCUCAUCUGUCCUGUGGACUCGUGGGAUCGUGGAGCAAUUGAUACUGUACCAGCCACUCAGACAAUCAAUGGCACACACAGUUCUGGAGAGAGACCAUCACUUGUACUUGUAGGAGGAGCUUGUCACAUGCUGAUCCCUCUCCCCACCCUGUUUCACUUGGGGAUACUUUCAUCUGCUGGUCAGGCUUCUUCCACCACCACCACCACUUUUCUAUUUAUUGUAGGGACUGGGGGUUAUGGGUAAAGGCAGGCAAAGUUUGCGGAUGCUCAACCUUUCGGGACUGUCUGGAGGGCCUUUAUUUUCUUCCCCGUUUUAAAUAAUUCUACACUUUUUAGUAUCUAUUUCAGAGUCCUAUUUAAAACUAUUUAUUAGUGACUACAGUACCUAAGACAGCAAGGUUCUUGACAUUACAAUUCUUUGAUGGUUGAUAAUCAUGUACUUUAUAAUGUGCCUUAAUAAUAAUCCUAUUUAAGAUAUUUAUUUUUAAGUUUUACUCUGCUGCACUCUAAAGGAAGGAACUUUAGACGUGACACUGUAAGAUUAUGUAUUCAUCUCAUGGCAUAAGUUAUUUAGUAGGUCUAGAUGUAGCAUAUUAAAUAUUAACCUAUUCAACUCAAGAUGUUGGCUUGGAUUUCUUUAAAUUCAUAUGUGCACUGUUCAAGAGGGGUACUCUUACCUGAACACAUUUGAGUUUAUUUUAGUCUUGAGAUUUUCUUUUUUCAAACAAGCUCCAUUGCUGGUUCUGUGCUUCCUCCUCUUGAUUGUUCAAUCCCUGCAGAUCUCAUCUAUCGGGAACUCAUGGCUUCCCCACUUUCCUGGUGUAGUGUACGUAGUUUUAAAAUACCGCUUUAUAUUUUCCUUCUGAAAGUGCGAUACUUGCAAUUUUUACUCUUAAACUAAAUUGAAUACUAUUUUACACUGUAUUGGACUUUUAUACUUGAAGAACUUCAUACAAGGGACAACAGGUUAGCGUUUUUAUGGACUUUCUCCAUUGUCACUGGAUUUAGUAUUCCCAUAUCAGACAGUGGUAUGCAAUGGAGACGUGGCUCUCCUGUACAGAUUAUUUAUUUGUUGUGUAUAUCGCUUUAUAACAUUUCAGAUCUUCUAAUCUAUUCACUUGUAUUAAAUAUAAUUUUUAAAAACU
Molecule: messenger RNA, 2496 nt
Organism: Peromyscus maniculatus bairdii (prairie deer mouse)
Lineage: Eukaryota; Metazoa; Chordata; Mammalia; Rodentia; Cricetidae
Gene: Rbm24
Product: RNA binding motif protein 24
Biological process (GO): mRNA stabilization; positive regulation of myotube differentiation; regulation of alternative mRNA splicing, via spliceosome
Cellular component (GO): nucleus; cytosol
Molecular function (GO): mRNA 3'-UTR binding
Source: RefSeq, a predicted model, not a curated record